Artibeus jamaicensis (Jamaican fruit-eating bat) is the source of this 4539-nucleotide messenger RNA. It is a transcript of the gene PALD1, whose product is annotated as phosphatase domain containing paladin 1. The coding region runs from base 287 to 2857 and encodes 856 amino acids. NCBI's taxonomy places the organism in Eukaryota, Metazoa, Chordata, Mammalia, Chiroptera, Phyllostomidae. The transcript has 20 exons. The record is from RefSeq and is a predicted model, not a curated record.
GCUGGGGGCGCAGGGCGCCGGGACCACAGAAGCGCGCUGGGUUGAGCCGCACAGCUCCCACCGUCGCCGAACGCGGGCUUCUCGAUCUGGUGACCUCGCCUCCCAGCGCUCGGCCUGCCCGCCUCCUGAGUCACCUCUGCCCACGGAUGGGCUGGGGAAGUUGGGAGGAGCGAGCCGGAGCCCGCGCCGGGCUCGCCCCGCCGCUGCCUGAUUCGGCGCCCGCAGUCCCGGCGCAGAGUGCCUACCGCAGGCUGGCAGGCCUCGGCUCUGAGAUCGCCGGCUGACGAUGGGCACGACGGCCAGCACGGCCCAGCAGACGGUCUCUGCCAGCACGCCCCCCGAGGGCCUGCAGAGCUGCGGCACCGUGGAUGGGCGGCACACACUCGGCGCCCACCCCUUCCAGACCGCGGGCCUGCACAGCAGCAAGGCCAAGUCUGUCAUCCCCAACAAGGUGGCCCCCGUCGUGAUCACGUACAACUGCAAGGAGGAGUUCCAGAUCCAUGAUGAGUUGCCCAAGGCCCAUUACACGCUGGGCCGGCUCUCGGACGCCACCCCUGAGCACUACCUGGUGCAGGGACGCUACUUCUUGGUGCGGGAUGUUGCUGAGAAGACGGACCUGCUGGGUACUCUGCGGAGCUGUGGGGCCCCCAACUUCCGGCAAGUGCGAGGCGGGCUGGCCGUAUUUGGCAUGGGACAGCCCAGCCUCUCGGGGUUCAGGCAGGCCCUUCAGAAACUCCAGAAGGACGGACACAAGGAGUGCGCCGUCUUCUGCGUGCGGGAGGAGCCCGUGCUGUUUCUGCGAGCCGGUGAGGACUUCGUGUCGUACACGCCUCGAGACAAGCAGAGCCUUCACGAGAACCUGCAGGGCCUCGGGCCCGGGGUCCAGGCGGAGAGCUUAGAGCUGGCCAUCCGAAAAGAGAUCCACGACUUCGCCCAGCUGAGCGGGAACACGUACCACGUGUACCACAACACCGAGGACCUGCAGGGGGAGCCCCACGCUGUGGCCGUCCGGGGCGAGGACGAUGUGCACGUGACUGAGGGGGUGUACAAGCGGCCCCUGUUCCUGCAGCCCACCUACAGGUACCACCGCCUGCCCCUGCCAGAGCAGGGGGCGCCCCUGGAAACCCAGUUUGAUGCCUUUGUCAGUAUCAUCCGGGAGACCCCCAGCCUGCUGCCACUUCGAGACGCCCACGGGUCACCCCCUGCUCUCCUCUUCAGCUGCCAGACAGGUGUGGGCAGGACCAACCUGGGCAUGGUCCUGGGCACCCUUGUCCUCUUUCACCACAGCGGGACUGCCUCCGGGCCAGAGGCGGUCCCUGCGAAGACCAAGCCGCUGCCCAUGGAGCAGCUCCAGGUGGUCCAGAGCUUUCUCCACGUGGUGCCCCAGGGGAGGAGGAUGGUGGAGGAGGUGGACAGAGCCAUCACUGCCUGUGCCGAGUUGCACGACCUCAAGGAGGUGGUCUUGGAAAACCAGAGGAAGCUGGCGCGUGUCCGGCCCGGGAGCCCAGCCCAGGGAAGCAGCAGCCAGCACAGCGUCCGGCAGAGGGCGCUGCGGAGCCUGGAGCGAUACUUCUACCUGAUCCUCUUUAACUACUAUCUGCAUGAGCAGUACCCGCUGGCCUUUGCCCUCAGUUUCAGCCGCUGGCUCUGUACCCACCCUGAGCUGUACCGCCUGCCUGUGACCCUGGGCUCAGUGGGGCCCACGGCCCCCGCGGACCUCAUCGCCAAGGGCUGCCUGGGCGCGGACGAUCUCAUUUCCCUGGACGCACUCAGCACCAUCAGAGAGAUGGACGUGGCCAACUUCCGGCGGGUGUCCCGGAUGCCCAUCUAUGGCACGGCCCAGCCGAGUGCCAAGGCCCUGGGGAGCGUCCUGGCCUACCUGACUGACGCCAAGAGGAAGCUGCAGCAGGUCGUUUGGGUCAACCUGAGGGAGGAGGCUGUGCUGGAGUGUGACGGGCGCACCCACAGCCUGCGGGGUCCUGCGCCUCCCGUGACCGCUGACCGACUGGAGGACCUGGAGACCCAGCUGAAGGCCCACCUGAGUGUGCCUCCCCCCGGCGCAGAGGGCCCACGGCCCCACAGGUUCCAGACGUGCCUCACCACGCGGGAGGUCUUCAGCCAGCACUGCGGGGCCUGCCCCGGCCUCACCUACCACCGCAUCCCCGUGCCAGACUUCUGUGCGCCCCGAGAGGAGGAUUUCGACCGGCUGCUGGAGGUCCUGCGGACGGCCCUGGCCAAGGACCCGGGUACCGGCUUCGUGUUCAGCUGCCUCAGCGGCCAGGGCCGGACCACAACCGCCAUGGUGGUGGCUGUGCUCGUCUUCUGGCACAUCCAAGGCUUCCCCGACGUGGUCGAGGAGGAACUCGUGAGUGUGCCUGACGCCAAGUUCACCAAGGGGGAGUUUGAGGUGGUGAUGAAGGUGGUGCAGCUGCUGCCCGACGGGCACCGUGUGAAGAAGGAGGUGGACGCGGCGCUGGACACGGUCAGUGAGACCAUGACGCCCAUGCACUACCACCUGCGGGAAAUCAUCAUCUGCACCUACCGCCAGGUGAAGGCCGCCAAGGCGGAGCAGGAGGCCCGGAGGCUGCGGCUGCGGAGCCUGCAGUACCUGGAGCGCUACGUGUACCUGGUGCUCUUCAACGCUUACCUGCACCUGGAGAAGGCGGGCGCCUGGCAGAGGCCUUUCAGCACCUGGAUGCGGGAGGUGGCGUCGAAGGCUGGAGUCUAUGAGAUCCUCAAUCAGCUGGGCUUCCCCGAGCUCGAGAGCAUGGAGGACCAGCCCUUCUCAAGGCUGCGCUGCCGGUGGCAGGAGCAGAACCACAGCCUUGCACCUGUCGCUGCUGGGGACUUCCCGUAGACUGUGUCCCUAGCCCCAUCCCCUCCAGCAGAGCCACACGAAGGCUUGGGGUGUCUGAGGUGCUCUUCACUGAAGUGGCCCUGACUUAACAGUUCCCCAGCUUCCCAGAGAGGCUGGGUUGGGACCCUUGUUUUGAAAAAGCUUUUUAUAGGACAGUAAGCACAUAGUCAUACCUUGCAAGUGACAGGCGUGAGAGCAGCCUUCAGGAGAGCCUGGUGGGUAUGUCCUGCAGACGGGCUGGCACCGGCCCUCCGAGGAGUUCGCUCCUCAGGUUGCUGAACAAAGCUGCUUGCCACUCCACAGCCACCCUCCUCCUUCUCCCCUCUCGGAGGACCGACAGCCCCAGGGCGGAGCAGCGCGCCAGUGCUGGGUUCCUUCUCUCGCAUUCAUUCCCUGCUCUCCCUCUCGGCUUCUCCCCUUUAGCUGCCUGAGCACUGCACUGGGGGCCUCUGCUCCCUGGGGGUGGACAGCACCCUGGGUGGCUUUGUUCCUUUAAAGGCAGCUUUACCUAGUGUUCUUGCCUCUUGUGCCCCGUCUCCAACCUGGAGACUCCCAGAAGCACAGCCACAUGGCUUGGUGGGUCCAGCAGAGGCCUCUGCCUCUCCUUUCUUUCCCCUCUUCCCUCCCAUGGGGCUGGCAGGACCCCAGAGUUUCCCAAGGAGCUUGUGAAGUUUCCCAAGGAGCUGGAAACAUCAGGGAGCCCUUCUCAGAGGAAGAAAGAGCGUCUGGAAGGUGGAUGAACCCUGUGAAAGAAGCCAGCUCCAUUUGCCUGGGAGCCCGGGUGGGAGGUGCUGAGGAAGCAAAGGCACGCAGCCUCGGGUCCCUCCAUCCCUCCGCCCCGUCCCCGCAGCCCAAGAUGGCCCUUUGCCCCCACCUGCUGCAGCAGAAGCUCUCAGGGAUGCCGCACCUGAGUGAGUGGUGGGGUGUGUGAGAGUAGGCCAGUGGCAGCCUGGGGGUCACCCAGAUACCAGUCCAUUCUCACCGAGGCCCACUGAGCUGCCCCCAGUAGGAGCGGAAGGGGCCAGCACGCUGACCUCCAGACCUCCAGGAUCUGCUGUGUCUGUGCGGUGGGAAAGCCUCUCAGAAGAGGCAGGAGGGGCAGGCGGUGUUGGGUAGAGCCUUGCUGCUCUUGCUCUGGGGGCCGGGAUCUGCUGAACACCAGGGGCUGAAUGGUGGGGAGGCCGUCCACCUGGCCUGGCUUGUUGGGGCCAGGGGGCCUCUUUGGUUCAGCCCCUGAACUUAUGGAGAAGAACAGUGGUUGUGUCCCUAGUCAUGACAUUUGAAAAGGGGACAAGAGGCUGAAGUUGUUCAUAUCUACCUAGUAUUGGAAAAUAUUUGACCAUCUUGGCUGAUAUCUUUUUGCAGAACUACUGUAUGUCUGUUCACUAUCUUUCCAGAUGUAUUUUUUAAUUAUUUUGCAUGUAUUAAAAAUUUUUACUUUCUUUGCAGACAGGGUCUGGGUGAGGGGUCAGAGAUCAGGGCUGAACUGGGAGGGGGUCUUUGCGUCCUUGUGGUUGGCCCUGACUUUCCUGUGCUGGGAUCACUGGCCGGUCACUGCUCUGCCUCAGUAUCCCCAUCUGCAAAAUGGGAGAAUAAUACUUCCUACCUACCUCACAGGGGUGUUGUGAGGAUUCAUUUGUGAUUUUUUUGUACAGAGCUUUUGAGCAUUAAAAACAGCUAAA